Molecule: messenger RNA, 1608 nt
Organism: Rhizopus microsporus ATCC 52813
Lineage: Eukaryota; Fungi; Mucoromycota; Mucoromycetes; Mucorales; Rhizopodaceae
Product: isocitrate lyase and phosphorylmutase
Exons: 3
Coding region: 1-1608 (535 amino acids)
Biological process (GO): carboxylic acid metabolic process
Molecular function (GO): isocitrate lyase activity
Source: RefSeq, a predicted model, not a curated record
AUGGCUAUUGAUCAAGAACAACAACUCUUCCUUGAAGAAGUAGAACAAGUAAAGAAAUGGUGGGCAUCACCACGCUUUGCUCACGUCAAGCGUCCUUAUACUGCUGAAGCUAUUGUAUCCAAGCGUGGUUAUUUCCCUAUUUCUUAUCGAUCUGAUGUUCAAGCCAAGAAGUUAUGGAAGAUCCUCCAAAAUAACAAGGCUAAUGGCACUACUUCCCACACCUUUGGUGCUCUUGAUCCCGUUCAAGUCACUCAAAUGGCUCCUCAUCUUGAUACUGUCUAUGUCUCUGGUUGGCAAUGUUCUUCAACUGCUUCUACCUCUAAUGAGCCUGGUCCUGAUCUUGCUGAUUACCCUAUGGACACUGUUCCCAACAAGGUCGAACACCUUUUCUUUGCCCAACUCUUCCAUGACAGAAAGCAACGUGAAGCUCGUCUUGCAAUGACUCCUGAAGAAAGAGCCAAGACUCCUUUUAUUGACUAUCUCCGUCCUAUCAUCGCUGAUGGUGACACUGGUCAUGGUGGUAUCACUGCUGUGAUGAAGCUUGCAAAGAUGUUUGUUGAGCGUGGCGCUGCUGGUAUGCACGUUGAGGAUCAAUCCCCCUCCACAAAGAAGUGCGGCCAUAUGGCUGGUAAAGUCUUGGUUCCUAUUGGAGAGCACAUCAACCGCUUGGUGGCCAUUCGUGUUCAAUACGAUAUUAUGGGCGUUGAGAAUUUGAUCGUUGCUCGUUCCGAUGCGGAAGCUGCUACUUUAAUCACCAGCAACAUCGAUACCCGUGAUCACGAAUUCAUUGUUGGUACCACCAAUCCAAACAUCGGCGCUUUGGCUGCCGUCAUGAACGAAGCUGAACGUUCUGGCAAGACUGGUGCUGCCCUCCAAGCUGUUGAAGAUGAAUGGAUUGCUAAGGCUGGCCUUAAGCGUUACGGUACUGCUGUUGCUGAUGAAUUGAUCAAGCUUGGCAAGAAGAAGGAAGCACAAGAAUACCUUUCCAAGAUCCACUUCAAGUCUAAUGCAGAAGCUCGUGCAAUUGCAAAGAAUGAAUAUGGCAUUGAUAUCUUUUGGGAUUGGGAUCUUCCCCGUGUCCGUGAAGGUCUUUAUCGUUAUGAAGGUGGUACUGAAGCAGCUACUUCUCGUGCUAUUGCCUUUGCUCCAUAUGCUGAUAUGCUCUGGAUGGAAACCAAGAAGCCCAUCCUUGCUCAAGCCAAGCAAUUCUCUGAAGGCGUCUUAUCUGUUUAUCCUGAGAAAUUCUUAUGCUACAACUUAUCUCCCUCAUUCAAUUGGGAUGCCGCUGGUUUGACUGAUAACGACAUGGGUACUUUUAUUCAACAAUUAGGUAAACUUGGCUUCGUCUGGCAAUUUAUUACUUUGGGUGGCCUUCAUGCCAAUGCCCUUGCUUCUGCUACUUUUGCAAAGAGCUUCAAGGAACAAGGCAUGCUUGGUUAUGUAUCCCAAGUUCAACGCAAGGAACGUGAACACAACGUUGAUGUACUCCAACAUCAAAAAUGGUCAGGUGCAAACUAUGUAGAUGAACUUAUCAAGGUUGUUACAGGUGGUGUAGCAGCCACAGCUGCUAUGGGAAAGGGUGUCACUGAAGAUCAAUUCAAGGCUUAA